AUGCCCCGCAAAAUUGCCAUCGAAGCUAUAGAAUUUCUCAAAGGCAGAGUGUAUCUCGGCAGCUACGACUACCAUCCUCAGAACACAGACGACCUGGUAUUCUUCACCGUCGAGGAAGCUCUACCGUACAACGCGUUUCAUCUGGAUUUCGGUCCCUUGCAUCUUGGCCAUCUGUAUAGGUUUGCCGUCACUUUGCACAACAUUCUGAACGACAGUGCCAACAAAAGCAAGGCUGUUGUGUUCUACUCCUCUACGGGCGCAAAACAGAGAACCAACGCCGCUUGUCUCCUGUGUUGCUACAUGGUGCUUGUCCAGAACUGGUCGCCGCACCAGGUGCUCCAGCCGAUAGCUCAGCAGGAGCCUCCGUUCUGCGGCUUCAGAGACGCAGGGUACUCCCACGCCGACUUCGAGCUCACCAUCCAGGACGUCGUGUACGGGGUCUGGCGCGCCAAGGAGCGCGGUAUGCUCGACAUCACCUCCUUCAAUCUGGAAGAGUACGAGCAGUACGAGAGAGUGGACCAGGGAGACUUUAAUGUUAUUUCCAAAGACUUCAUCGCAUUUGCAUCGCCCAAGCAGUCUCGACCAGGAGCUCCUCUCAACGAGCCUUUCCGCAAAGUUUUGGAUUAUUUCGUCAGCAACAACGUUCAGCUGGUGGUGAGACUGAACUCUCACUUGUACGACAAGAACGAGUUUGAAAAGAGAGGUAUAAAACACAUUGACAUGAUUUUUGAGGACGGAACCUGUCCAACCAUGGAGUACGUCCAGAAAUUUAUUGGAGCAGCAGAAACCGUCAUCCAGAAAGGCGGCAAGAUCGCCGUUCACUGCAAGGCCGGCUUGGGCAGAACAGGGUGUCUGAUUGGCGCACAUUUGAUUUACACACACGGUUUCACAGCUAACGAGUGUAUCGCAUACAUGAGAAUGAUCAGGCCGGGAAUGGUCGUUGGGCCGCAGCAGCACUGGCUGUAUCUGCACCAGAACCAGUUCAGAGACUGGCGGUACACCAUGGUUCUCGACGACCAGCCAGAUGAGGCCAUUGGAGGACUGCAUUCUUUGGUCCCGUACACGGUUAUCGAGGAAAGAGAGGCCCUUGUGGUUGACACAGAAUUGCGCCGCCACGUCCUGACGCCAGUCCGCAGACGCAAAGUCUCUGGAACGCUCAAGAUCGCUCAGAAGGCUGUUCCCAUGGAAAGCCCCGGCCAGCCUCGCAAGUACCGCUCGUCCACGAAGGAGAACCAACCAUACUCCAAUUCUGACGAGGAGGCCACCUACGAAUCUAUUGGGCAUCAACUCUCCAGCCCGCAGCGCAAGAGUGCGAGACAGGACGAGGCAUAUUACGGCUCUGAGUACGAGAUGUCAGAGAAAACGAAGAAAACCAGCCCGCAAGGAUCCCCCUACUUCCGCCGUGUUUCCACGACCACAACCACGACCACUACAAUCUCGUCAUCUCCUACGCAUUCGGCAUCCAACGAGUCGGGUGUUUUGACUAUCCCUAAGCAGAGAGCAUCUCUAGGGUCCAAGGAUGGAAAGGUGAGAGGAAACGGGUCUAGAUUGUCGAGCUCCAACGAGAAAGUGAUAGGCAACGUUGGGGUGAGAAAGGUCUCUGCUCCGAGAAGAAUCACGUCAGGGGUGUAA
Messenger RNA from Ogataea angusta, 1632 nucleotides. RefSeq lists its product as uncharacterized. Gene Ontology annotation, cellular component: mitotic spindle pole body; spindle pole; nucleolus. Gene Ontology annotation, biological process: microtubule cytoskeleton organization; positive regulation of cytokinesis; protein dephosphorylation. The coding region runs from base 1 to 1632 and encodes 543 amino acids. The transcript has a single exon. The record is from RefSeq and is a predicted model, not a curated record. Lineage: Eukaryota; Fungi; Ascomycota; Pichiomycetes; Pichiales; Pichiaceae. Gene Ontology annotation, molecular function: protein tyrosine/serine/threonine phosphatase activity; protein serine/threonine phosphatase activity.